CGCGUGAUCCAUACGUUACCGAAGGGUUGCUGUGUCUGGUCACGAGUGGCUAGUGGCUUGUUAAAAAAAGUGUUCGCGAAAAGACCCUGCCUCGACCGUGAUGUCCAAGUCCAAGCUGAAUAAAAUAACCAUCUCGCAAGCUGAGCAGAGAGCCGAGUAUCGUACCUUCAAAACUGUGUUUUUCUACUGCAUACUCAUAAUCGUAUUACCGGUGACCACGUUCUUUUCAUCAAAAUACUGGAUCUUUGACGGGGUUUUCCAGCUAACGCACAUCGCCAGUAAUAUCUACUCGGCUAUAAGUGCAGUCAUUGCACUACACGUUGCUCUGUUCCUGUUCAUAUACAAAGCGUACUUUUCUGUUAGCUUAGACGCUUCGACUAGCGGUAGUAAGACAGAUAAAGUCAUCCAGAAAGAAGACUAAGGCGGACUUUUGCCGUGUGCCUCGAUUCUACUGAGUUGCAGUUGUUACCCCAUCGGUUUUGGGGAAUAGCGCACAACGGCGUGUAGCAUCGAAUCAUGAAUAAAAUUAACAUGAAACUGGGACAGACCUUGAUUGUGGAACUUGAGGAA
Messenger RNA from Anopheles darlingi, 570 nucleotides. RefSeq names its product vacuolar ATPase assembly integral membrane protein VMA21 homolog. Gene Ontology annotation, cellular component: endoplasmic reticulum membrane. Bases 101 to 421 code for a protein of 106 amino acids. Lineage: Eukaryota; Metazoa; Arthropoda; Insecta; Diptera; Culicidae. The transcript has 2 exons. The record is from RefSeq and is a predicted model, not a curated record. Gene Ontology annotation, biological process: vacuolar proton-transporting V-type ATPase complex assembly.